GCUGCCGUGAUAGCUUACGUUGGUUGGGGCAGCAAAGUAAACAACGCUAAACAAAUCCAAGUUUACACUUCUCUUGCUUCGAAAUGAUUCCUCUCCCCAGUACUAUUUAUUGGAAGUUAUAGCAACCUAAUCCUCGGACACCGACACUAAAAAUAUCCACGAAGAUAUUUGUAGCAAAAAGCCAAAAAUAGCAGAGCUGAUCUGAAAAAAGAAAAAAAAAGGAACUUGGUCGGAGAUGGAGGGCCAAGAAUUGGAAGGGCAAAAGAGUAAAUUGGUCAUUAUUGGAGGAGGUGUAGCCGGUUCCCUCCUCGCUAAAACUCUCCAAUUCCUCGCCGAGGUCACCCUCAUUGAUCCGAAGGAGUAUUUUGAAAUUCCAUGGGCAAGCUUGAGGUCAAUGGUGGAGCCAUCAUUUGCUGCAAGGUCGGUGAUCAACCAUAAAGAUUAUUUCACCAAUGGCCAAAUCAUUACAUCCAGUGCAGUCAAUAUCACUGAAACUGAAGUCUUGACUGCUGACGGUCAUUCAAUUGCCUAUGACUAUCUUGUCGUUGCCACUGGCCAUAGCUAUGCUGUCCCCAAAACUAGGACUGAGAGACUUAAUCAAUACAAAGCAGAAAAUCAAAAGAUUUUUUCAGCUCAUUCCAUUUUAAUUGUUGGAGGAGGCCCCACUGGUGUUGAACUUGCUGGAGAAAUUGCUGUUGAUUUCCCAGGUAAGAAUAUUACCCUGGUGCAUAAGGGAUCAAGAUUACUGGAAUUUGUCGGACAAAGAGCUGCUAAAAGGACUAUGAAUUGGUUGAAAUCAAAGAGAGUUGAAGUGAAAUUGGAGCAGAAAGUCGAUUUGGGCACUGAUUCAGAUGAAAUCAAGAUGUAUAAAACUUCAGCUGGAGAAACUAUCAGAGCAGAUUGCCAUUUUCUGUGCACAGGGAUACCAUUGUGUUCAGCAUGGCUUAAGGAAACUAUGUUGAAAAAAAACUUAGAUGGUCAGGGAAGGUUGAGGGUUGAUGAGAGUCUGAGAGUCAAAGGUCGAAAGAACAUAUUCGCGAUUGGAGAUAUUACUGAUGUUCCAGAAAUCAAACAAGGGUUUUUGGCACACAAACAUGCUCUAUUGGCAGCUAAGAACUUGAAAAUAUUGAUGAUGGGAGGAAGAGAAAGCAAAUUGGCAACUUAUAAGGCUAGUUCAGCAUUGGCAAUUGUUUCGCUUGGAAGGACAGAAGCGGUGGCACAAUUCCCGUUCACAACAAUUAUUGGAUGUAUUCCUGGCAUGAUCAAGUCCAAGGAUCUGUUUGUGGGGAAAACAAGAAAGCAAUUGGGUCUAGAACCAGAUGUUGUACAAGAUUAAAGUUGAAUGGGUGUGUCUGUUGUGUAUAUUUUACGUUCAAAAAGAGAACAUAAAUGGUCUUAGAACCUCAAGGUAAACAUGAUUGAGAUAAUAAAUAAAACAGUGUGAUGGUGUGAAUUUACUAGGAUUCAAUAUUAUUACUGAAAUCUGAAAUAAGGUAAAAUAGAGCAGUUUUUGAA
Molecule: messenger RNA, 1515 nt
Organism: Quercus robur (English oak)
Lineage: Eukaryota; Viridiplantae; Streptophyta; Magnoliopsida; Fagales; Fagaceae
Exons: 4
Coding region: 236-1336 (366 amino acids)
Cellular component (GO): cytoplasm
Molecular function (GO): electron-transferring-flavoprotein dehydrogenase activity; flavin adenine dinucleotide binding
Source: RefSeq, a predicted model, not a curated record